AUGUCCUCUGAAACUGCCCACAGUGACAGGUUGUUGUUAUUAACUUCAGUACAACUAUGUCGCCACUUUUCUCUUGCAGAGAUUCAAUCCGCAACCAAAGACUUUGAUGAUAAACUGAUCAUUGGACAUGAAGGAUUUGGUAACGUUUACAAAGGUCAGAUUUAUAUUGAAGAAACUAUUCAUGUAGUAGCCAUCAAAAGGUUAGAUUCUAAAUCUGUGCAGGGGGCGCCUGAGUUUAAGGCCGAAAUUGAGAUGCUUUCUAAGCUGCGUCACUGUCACUUGGUGUCUCUUAUUGGUUUUUGUGAUGAUAACAAGGAGAUGAUUUUAGUUUAUGCAUAUAUGCCUAAUGGAACCCUCUACCAUCAUCUACACAAAGCUCAGAGUCCUUUAAAUUGGGUGCAAAGACUAAAGAUAGCGAUAGGUGCCGGCCGUGGAUUGGACUACCUUCACACUGGUGUUGGCACCCAACACGGAGUCAUUCAUCGUGAUGUGAAGAGUUCAAACAUUCUUUUGGAUGAGAAAUGGGCAGCUAUGAUUUCAGAUUUUGGGAUGUCGAAAAUAGGCCCAACCAACCAAUCAAUGUCAUAUGUUGAGGCCAGUGUUAAAGGCACAUUCGGUUAUCUGAAUCCAGAAUAUUUCUAUACCAGAAAGCUGACAAGAAAAACAGAUGUGUAUGCAUUUGGGGUUGUAUUGUUUGAAUUGCUAUCAGGGAGGCUUGCAGUCGAUGAACGCAAUGGUGAGGAGGAAUGUAGUUUGGUAAGAUGGGCUCAAAAGUGUGUGAAAGAACGCAAAUUAGAUCAAAUGGUUUAUCCUAAUAUCAAGGGAACAAUUUUUCCCAAAUGUUUAAAACGGUUUGCACAAAUUGCAUACCGUUGUUUGCUUAGUGAUCUAAAGGAACGUCCAACCAUCGCUGAGGUUGUGGUCUCACUUCAGGCUUUACUUGAACUACAACAGCGACAUGAAAAUUCAGUUGAACCAUCAAGCAUAACUGGAUUUACUUGGAAGAUCCAUAAAUAUCUUCUUUCAGCAACUAAGCAGAACUCUGGUAUAUAUACAGAAACAUUUCAUUAG
Messenger RNA from Lactuca sativa (garden lettuce), 1071 nucleotides. The record is from RefSeq and is a predicted model, not a curated record. NCBI's taxonomy places the organism in Eukaryota, Viridiplantae, Streptophyta, Magnoliopsida, Asterales, Asteraceae.